Molecule: messenger RNA, 1472 nt
Organism: Lutzomyia longipalpis
Lineage: Eukaryota; Metazoa; Arthropoda; Insecta; Diptera; Psychodidae
Gene: Ir60a
Exons: 3
Coding region: 1-1218 (405 amino acids)
Source: RefSeq, a predicted model, not a curated record
AUGAAUGAUGGAGGACAAUGUGAAAAGAUUAUGGCUAAAUGGUUGACAACUUGUCGCGACGGAGAAAUUCGGGAAUUGUCUCUCCUCCAAAAAAACGCCCUGGAAAAUACUCCAAUGACCCUGAAUGACUGUAAUCUUAAAUUCUGUUGCCAAAUUUCACCACCAUUUGUAAAUGAAGGCUGCUCAACUGGGAUUGAAAUCUCCAUGCUUCGUAUCAUUCAAGCGCAGAUGAAAUUUGACACAAAAAUUCAGUGCACAAAUAUGAGCCGCGGAGAGAUUGAAGAUGGUGUGCCAACAAAUCUUCUGAAUGAGUUGGUUGAAAGAAGAUGUGACGUACUCAUUGGAUCCUUCUUUCCGGACAAUGAUCUCGAGAAUUUCGGGGAAUCUGUCACCUAUCUAGAGGAUAGCUAUACAUGGUUUGCCCCACUAGCUGACCAUAGAGCACCAUGGAAAGGACUCCUGGCUAUUUUUCUCACUAGCACAUGGAUGCUCAUUCUAUUCUCCUUCGUCAUGGCUGGUACUAUUUGGUACAUCCUUGGAAAGUAUUCUCAGCAUGAGGAUCGCCAUCAUGGCUUCUUUAUCCUAUGCAUGCUCAAUGCUUGGCAACUUUCUCUAAGCAUCAGUGCAAAUAACCGCCCUCAAUGUAUCCCUCUGCGUACAGUAUUCCUCACCCUUGCUCUUUAUGCUCUCAACAUCAAUACCAUAUACACCUCGAAGCUCAUUACAGUAUUCACACAUCCCGCUUACGAAGAUCAAAUUGACUCUCUGAACAAAAUUCUGACCUCUGGACUACCUUUCGGAGGACCUAUUGAAUAUUUGGACUGGUUCAUGAAUGAUGAACCCAUUGAUCAGACAAUUAGCAAGAGUUUCAACACUUCCAUUAACUUUCAGCGUACAUUAGAAAGUUUGGAACGUGUUAAAGAAGGGAAGCAAAUUCUCCUAGCAAAUAGGAUGUUUGUCCUCAGUAAUCAAUACAAUUCUAAAAUCUUUGGGUUUCCGGAAAAUGUCUUUUCCAAUCCGAUGGAAAUUAUUACUACCAAAGGCUUUCCCCUUCUGUUGAAUUUUAAUGACGUCAUCAGCAUUCUCAAGGACUGUGGAAUUCUUUUUAAGCUAUACAACGACUUCAUAUACAACAUCACAAUAAUUUCACAGAUAAAAUCACCCUCAAAAAACGGUGAGUUUGUUGUAAAAUCUUUUUUUUUUUAUUUUCAUUAUUAAAUAAUUAAGUAAAAUAGCGACAAAAAUAAUUUUGUAAAUACAGAAAAGGAUACUGCCUUGACUGUUAAUCACCUCCAAGGAGCCUUUAUCAUCCUCAUGUACGGCCAUUUGCUUAGCUUCCUUGUGUUCAUUGCCGAACACAUCCGGCAAAGGUGGUUCGCAGUAUGAAUAAAUACAAUAAAAAAAAUGGCGAGGGUAUUUCUCCCAAAAAUCUUACAGAGUUGAAAAUAAAAUAAAAUUGAUCUAUAUACGUA